AUGGACUUUGGAAAUGAAAGCCAGGUUUUGUCUUCUACAGCAGAUUAUCAUGCUGCUAGACAACAGAGCGUGGGCUCGAAAUUGCAACAUGAGUUGGAGACCUUGUUGGAUUUGGACUUGAGCAAUCAGAGGCUUUCUCAAAGUGGCAUCUCGCUGCUGAAUCACGCACUCGACCAAGGGAACAAGUUGGGACACGACGAAGAUGAGUUUCUCAAGCAGCAGCAGCAGCAGCAACAACUGCUAGGGGUUCUGCUACAGCUGACGGCGCCGAGACAUAUCAGCGCGAACCCAAAUAACUUAGUAGCACCGGCUGCCGCUAAAUUCACCGCUUCGCCCAUGUCUGCGUUUAACCACGUCAACUUGAGGGCAGUCAACUCCUUGUCGCCUACGCCGCAAAUAGCAGCGUCGAAUCCGCAGUUGAACAGCUUGUUGGGUUCUACAAGGCCGAUCCCGGAUAGACCCCAGAGCGCCACAGACUAUGCCAGUAUUUUCAACAAGCCGGGCCAUGGGUUUUCCAAUUAUGGUACUCUGCAUUUAGCCACCACUGCACAAUUUGAUAUCCCGGCUCAAACUACCGCCACCACGACUGCUCAGAUCCCUGCGCAAUCCAAUUUUUAUCUGGACUUGCUUGUUUUCAGCAACUGGAUUGAGAAUUUGAACCCUCAAGAUACGAUCCUGAUGAUUGAUUACUUGAGUGCUAGCUUGCCUCUUGAUAUCUUGCUUGCUUUCCAAUCGAAAUUGAAUGCUCAUUUGAACUCGCCGGUUGAUCUACAACAACAGCAACAACCACAGCCAAGUCAGUUUCUGGGCUCCCCUUUUGUUAAUCAAUAUGGUUUGGAUUUCGCCUCGCGGAUGGAAAACUUGUCCAUCAAUGAUCAAGGUUCGAGCUACAAGCAACCUACAGCUAGUAGAAUCAAUAACCAUUUCCAGUCGCCGCCUCAAGUUCAUACUAAUCAGUAUUUGAAUAUUGAUCGGGGAAUCGCUAGACCGCGCUCGGCUGACCCUUUUGUUCACAACAACCAGAAAGCGGCUAGUGGUGCCAACCAUUUUGAGAGAUCCAAAUCGCCCACUUCGCAUUUGUAUGAAAAGACCAACUUUUUGCAAUUGGCUGCGGCGGUUAAUCCUCAAGCGAGCUAUGGGUCGCCGUAUCUCAGCAGCCAACACCAACAACAACCCCAGCAACAAUCCCAACAAUCCCAACAACAGCAACAACAACAAUCCCAACAACAGCAACAGCAACAACAGCAGCAAUACUACCAACCCAACCCGCAAUCCCACAACCAAGCGGGGUUCAAUGGUCUUCAUCAGGAUGAAACCAACGACAUGUCCAGCGCGGCGUUGAAACUUGGUGCGUUGCAAACCAUCAAUUCGAGAGUAGCAUUGGAUAGCCAUAAGAGAUAUGGACACUGGAACUCUCAUAAUAAUCACCAUAACAACAAUAACAAUAACAAUAACAAUAACAAUAACAAUAACAAUAACAAUAACAAAAACAAUCACAAUCAACAACGUCAUCACCAGUCACAACAGCAGCAACAGCUGGGGGACUUGGCCCUGAAUUUGGAUCAUUUCAGAGUCGAUGGGUCGAACAAUCUCCUCAAUCUCAACCACCACCAUCACCAUCACCAUCAUCACAAUCUGGGCCCUCUUAGCGCGUUCAACUAUGAAGACUCGCUCAAGCGAGGGAUGCAUUCUUCUUCUGUGCCCGUCAACUCCAACGCGCAGCAGAAAUCGGCCAAUUUCAAUUCCUCGAUGGGAUUAAGAAAGCGCGUUUCGUCUCCCGUGUCCUCGGUGCAAAUGCAGCAUCAGAACAAUUCAACUAGCUCGAUCAAUAGUCAAGGCGGCAGCGGCAGCGGCACUACUUCGUUGCCGAGUGAAGUUGCCAGUUUAGAGUUGUUAAACAAUAUCCCCGCGUGGUUGAAGUUGCUUCGAUUGCAUAAAUACACCGAGUUUUUAAAAGACAUGCAGUGGAAAGAGCUCGUUGAGUUGGAUGACGCUGAGUUGGAGCAAAAAGGAGUUGCUGCUUUGGGUGCCAGACGCAAACUCUUGAAAGCAUUUGACAUGGUUAAGCAAGCCAAUUUAUGA
Molecule: messenger RNA, 2082 nt
Organism: Lodderomyces beijingensis
Lineage: Eukaryota; Fungi; Ascomycota; Pichiomycetes; Serinales; Debaryomycetaceae
Source: the annotation of a GenBank genome assembly